Messenger RNA from Ailuropoda melanoleuca (giant panda), 5921 nucleotides. RefSeq names its product amine oxidase [flavin-containing] A (gene MAOA). Gene Ontology annotation, molecular function: primary methylamine oxidase activity; flavin adenine dinucleotide binding. Gene Ontology annotation, cellular component: mitochondrion. The transcript has 15 exons. NCBI's taxonomy places the organism in Eukaryota, Metazoa, Chordata, Mammalia, Carnivora, Ursidae. The coding region runs from base 250 to 3267 and encodes 1005 amino acids. The record is from RefSeq and is a predicted model, not a curated record.
GCUGUAGGCCGAAACCGCCGUGGGGCCGCCACCACGCCUUUCGGUGGCGUCGCCCGCCACUCUGGGCCGGCGAGGUAGGCUGAGCCAAGCUGCGGUAGCCCUAGGCUCUCCCGCGGCUUAGAGGGCCGGGCUCCUGGGGUGGCCUCGGUAACGCGCAGGUCCUGGACCGCGGGGAGCUGGGGAGGCGCGCUCCCGCGGGGGAGGGGCCGGGAGCAGAACUUCGCCUCCCGCCCCUAGCGCUCCAGAACUAUGAGCGCACACGGGUCGGCCGCCUCCCGAGACUCUGGCGGCGGGAGGGGCCGGGAGGCAGAGAGCGCGCCCGGAGCCGGGGGCACAGCUGCCCAGAUCUCCGACCCGGACUCCAACUUGGGCGCGGCCACAUCCUCCGCGUCCGGGUCGAGCAUCCGUUCUGAGUGGCGGACCUUCUCCAGUCCAUUUUCCAGCUUCCUGUCCAACGCGUCCACAGCGGACCCCGGACACGAGAACUCCGGCGCGCCCGCCCAACUCGGCUCCAGUCCCGGCCCGAGGACCAACACAGACUCUAGGAUUGGCCUCUGGGGCUUCGGCGCCCACGGCCUGAACUACCAGAUCCCCAUGUCUGCCACCCGCCAGAGCACCGCCGAUGGGGCCGCCCCAGCCUCCAACACGGACGCCGGCCACCCGCGGGUACCGGUACAAGGACCUGCCCCGCCCUCAGGCCCCCCUCGAGUGUCAGUACCUGAGUCUACCCCGCCCGCGGUGCAAGGCUCUCCCCGAAUAUCAGUACCAGGAUCUCCUACAUCCACCAACUCUACCCGAGAGUCAGUGCAAGGGUCUGUCCCGCCCUUGAUGCCCGGCUUCCUCAGGGUAUCGAUGCCAGCACCUCCAACACCCGGUAACAUUCCCGAAGUGUCAGCACACGGGGUCGCCCCGCCCUCGGUGAUGGGCUCCUCCUGGAGUACGGUGCAAGGACCUCCCACACCCAAUAACUACCCCCUAGUGUCAUCGCUAGCGUCCUUGCAGUUCUCAGGACCCGGCUCCCCCCGACUAUCAACGCAUGGACCUGUACGGCUCUCGGAAUCCUCCCAAGUGUCCUUGCAAGGGUCUGCCCCGCCCUCAGUGCUCACCUCCCCCCGGAGUUCACUGGGAGGAUCUGCCCCACACUCGGACUCCUCCCGAGUGUCGUCGCAAGGGUCCGCCCAGCCCUCGGAGCUCAGCUCCGUCCCGGUUUCUCCGCAAGUAUCGGCCCAGCUCUCGGAGUCCUCCCGAGCGUCGGGACAAGGGUCUACCCCGCUCUUAUUGCCGGGCUUCCCCUGGGAUUUCAUACAAGGACAUCUUACACCCAGGAACCCCCGAGCGUCGGGACAAGGGUCCACCCCGCCCUCAGCUCCCAACCCUGCCCGGGAUUCUGUGCAAGGACCUCUUACGCCCCGGAACAACCCCGGAGGGUCGGCACAAGGGUCCACCCAGCCCUCAGUGCCAGGUGCCCCCCGAACAUCCGCGGAAGGAUCGGCUCCGCCCCCGGGCUCCCCUGAAGGAGUCGUACUAGCGGCCGCUCCGCCCUCUUUGCCGGGCUCUGCCUGGGUGUCUGUGGAAGAAUCGGCUCCGCCUCCGGACUACCCCCGACAAUCGGUAGAAGGGUCCGCCCCGCCCUGGGCACGGUCCAUUCCUAUACCUACGCCCCCGGAGAGUCACAACCAGAGCAUGGCGAGUCGGGAGAAGGCGAGUACAGCUGGCCACAUGUACGACGUAGUCGUGAUAGGAGGCGGCAUCUCAGGAUUGUCUGCUGCCAAGCUCUUAGCUGAACAUGGGGUUAAUGUUUUGGUUUUAGAAGCCCGGGACAGAGUUGGAGGAAGAACGUACACCGUGAGGAAUGAACAUGUCAAUUACGUAGAUGUUGGUGGAGCUUAUGUGGGGCCAACCCAGAACAGAAUCUUACGGCUGUCUAAAGAAUUAGGGCUCCAGACUUACAAAGUCAACGUAAAUGAGCGUCUGGUGCAAUAUGUCAAGGGGAAAACUUAUCCGUUUCGGGGAGCCUUUCCUCCAGUGUGGAAUCCCAUUGCCUAUUUGGAUUACAACAAUUUGUGGCGGACAAUGGAUAACAUGGGGAAGGAGAUUCCAGCAGAUGCACCAUGGGAGGCCCCACAUGCUGAGGAAUGGGACAAGAUGACCAUGAAAGAUCUCAUCGAUAAACUCUGCUGGACAAAGACUGCUAGGCGGUUUGCAUCGCUCUUUGUGAACAUCAACGUGACCUCUGAGCCCCACGAGGUGUCGGCGCUGUGGUUCUUGUGGUACGUGAAGCAGUGCGGAGGCACCACUCGGAUAUUCUCUGUCACCAACGGGGGCCAGGAACGGAAAUUUGUGGGUGGAUCGGGUCAAGUGAGUGAACGGAUAAUGGACCGCCUCGGGGACAGAGUGAAGCUGAGGCGUCCUGUCACCUUUGUGGACCAGUCAGGUGACAACAUCAUCAUCGAGACAUUGAACCAUGAACUUUAUGAGUGCAGAUACGUAAUUAGUGCCAUCCCCCCAACUUUGACUGCCAAGAUACACUUCAUCCCAGAGCUUCCACCAGAAAGAAACCAAUUAAUCCAGCGUCUUCCGAUGGGGGCCAUUAUAAAGUGCAUGAUGUAUUACAAGGACGCCUUUUGGAAGAAGAAGGAUUAUUGUGGUUGUAUGAUCAUCGAAGAUGAAGAAGCUCCAAUUUCAAUAACCCUGGACGACACCAAGCCAGAUGGAUCACUGCCUGCUAUCAUGGGCUUCAUACUUGCCCGAAAAGCAGACCGACUUGCCAAGCUCCAUAAGGAAAUAAGGAAAAAGAAGAUCUGUGAGCUCUAUGCCAAAGUGUUAGGAUCCCAAGAAGCUUUACACCCGGUGCACUACGAAGAGAAGAACUGGUGCGAGGAACAGUACUCCGGGGGCUGUUACACCGCCUACUUCCCCCCUGGGAUCAUGACUCAAUAUGGAAGGGUCAUUCGAGAUCCGGUUGACAGGAUUUACUUCGCUGGCACAGAGACGGCUACACACUGGAGCGGUUACAUGGAAGGGGCAGUAGAGGCCGGUGAACGGGCAGCUAGAGAGGUCUUGAGUGCUCUGGGGAAGGUGGCCAAGAAAGACAUAAGAGUCCAGGAGCCCGAAUCAAAGGAUGUACCGUCUAUGGAGAUUACCCACACCUUCUGGGAGAGGAACCUGCCUUCCGUGACAGGCCUGCUGAAGAUCAUUGGAUUUUCCACAUCCGUCACUGCUCUGUUGAUUGUGGCGUACAAAUUCAGGCUGCUGACACGAUCCUGAAGUUUCGGCCUCGAGCUUUCUGCUUACUCUUCCCCAACAUCAUCAAAAGCAAAAAUGUUGGUGAAGGCUGUAUCAUUGGACCAUCUUUAAAUGCACUGGUUUUCAUCCAUAAGUUUAGUCUCGGUGUCAGAGUAAAAACAACCCAAAAAAUCAGCUCGUUAAUUUCAAUAAGAUCAAAUUCCAUCGCAUUAUUUGCCUUGUGUAGACAAACUUGGGUUGACUGGUAGAAUAAAACCCUGUGAUCCACCCCUUAAUUUCAAGAUGCCUAAUUGAAGUGCUGAUGAGAAACAAUUUCUGCGUCCUGUUUUGCUCUUCUUUAACAUGAAAUGUCUGAUGAUUGUAGAAAUGAAGUGUUCUGCUUCCUCUUUGUAGACGUUGAGUAGGUGACGGCCCAGCCUGUGACUGUCCUUUUCAGUCCUUAGGAAAGAGUGAAGUGUAGGUCCAGAGCCCAGAGGCUCGCAGCUUCCCGGGGGUGAGCAGCUCCCCCUCUGGAUGAGGGGUAGUAAAUGAAAGCAAUGGAGGCGUAGACCAUUGAGGGACAUCUUAUGGGCCGUCCUGGCCACUUCUGCUUCCUGUGAAGUUUCUAGACAUCUAGUCUGGUGUUUCAGGUGACUUCCUGUGACCUGUGUGCAGCUCCCCCGGGGAGCAGAGUGAACUAGUGGCAGGCGUAUCCCCCAGGAGGCCUCCUGAUGAGGUCCACAUGACACCCACUGCAGUAGGCAUCUUCCCUGCCUCCUGGAAUAUGGCUAGAUGUCAUGAUAACCUUCUUUGCCGAUUUCAAGAAAGUAUUUUCCUUUUUUCGGGUAGACCCUGGCUGUCUGAAGGCCCCUAGUGGUAUAUUUUUUUUUCUUUUUUCCUAGGACCACAGUAGAAUUAGGCAUUCCUGUUAACUUAAAUGACAGAGGUACCUUUGAGUAAAUAUUAGCCUGCUGAUCUCUCUCGAAUAGGAACUGAAAUACACAUGAUAAAUUUCUGGUGGCUAUUUGUUGAGACUAUCAAAUAGAGAAAGGAAAUUGGGGCUUUAUAUUAUAACUUCACUCGCUUUAGUUGUUAAGUUUAUGACAGACAUGAAAUUGAGUGAUUUUAAUAUGAAGACUGAGUUCUCUAUUUUAGGAGUAAUGUGGGCCCAGAACAGUGCCCACUUCUUUCUGGCCUUUCCCAUUUUAAAAAUUCAGAUUUUUUUUUAAAGUCCCUUCCAGAGGUUUCAGCCAUAAGACUACCGUUUUACAUAUAAGCAUCUGGGGAAAAAAUCAGCACCGAUGUGACCAAAUAAAGCAGUUGACAAGAUUCAGUGGACUUGGGUAUACAGGUGAAUACAUAGUAACACCUUAUCCCACAUCAGUGAUGAAUGAGACAUUUCAUUUUAGGUGAAGUUUCUAGGUAGCCGAAGUGUACUCUUUCAUUUGCCAAAAAUUUUAAGUAAAAAUUUUGAUGGGCAUACUUCCAUACAUGAUUCAACAAGCUUCAUUCAAAUUCACCUUCUUAAAUUAAUCAGGCCAAUCCUUAUGUGUCUCAAUCAUUUUAUACUUUUAUAAGAGAGUAAUACUGCUGUGUUUGCCCGUCUACUGAAUGUCACAUGGUUGUUUUAUAACUCGUGAGUCUACUGCUUGUCUCAUACUGCUUCUCCCAUAUUCGGGAUUUUCAUACCCUUUUUAUCUCCUAAUACCUCUGAACCUACUCUCCUAUCUUUAUUGAACAGAAUUAAAGGUUGCCAGAGAAGAUCAACCUAAGUUUAUUCCAUAAUUAACCUUAUAAAUUCACAAGUCACUGGACCCUGAUAAUGAGGGGUUAAGGUGUUCCAGUUUUGCCUAUCCUAAGAGCAAAGAGCAGGAGUUUUCUGCCACUCUUUAUUUUGUAAUUGAAAAGCGUUUUAGCUAAUGUAGGAGUUUGGGUAAUGUCUUGGAUGUGCUCCAGUCCGUAAGGAGUUGCCACACAUUAUAUCAAACUGCUCAGAGAAAUCACAUCCCUGAUCUAUUUCAGUUGUUUCUGUUCACUUACUGAUUAACUUGGUUCUGACACACCUUUUGGGAAAUGCUGACUUAAACUUAACUAGCAACAGUUUUAACAGUAAGGAGGUUGUUAACGUAUCUAAGUCUUUAAUGCUGAUGGACUCCUGAGUAUGUGAUUUACCCUCUUUUCAAACUUUUUAGAAAACCAAUGAAUUUACCCUAAUGAAAUCACCCCUGUUAAACUGUAGAUUAAACUAUAGACUGAGCUUAAAAAUAAAUGCUUUUCUAGGUGUUCUGAGAUAGGAAAUCAGAGCUGAGAACUCCCACCAUUUUAUUUGUCCACCACCAAGAUCCGAUAGGCCUUUCUUCCCACCCCAAGAAACCACAGCCAGUUCAGGAGGCUGACAGAGCCUGGCAUUUGUUUCACAGUCCUGAAGGCUGCGUUGGCCUCACUCCACAGUAAGGUCGAGAAUUAGACAUUAAAAGGUAACCUUUUUGUCACGGCUCUUAAAUAAGGACUUGGACCGCACUGAAGAGAAAAUACCGAAGGAUUGUGAACUCUGCUUGGUUUGACUGUGAACUUGGUGCCUAGUGUUCUGUCUGAAAUGUACGCAGUGCUACAUGUGGGAGUUCGCCUAUGUGUGUGUUUUGCCAUUGAAUUAACGAGUUUGCUUGUGUGUUAAUAAAGUGCACUACCAUCCCUGA